This is a messenger RNA of Charadrius vociferus (killdeer), 2760 nucleotides long. It is a transcript of the gene EXTL3, whose product is annotated as exostosin-like glycosyltransferase 3. The transcript is spliced from 6 exons. Bases 1 to 2760 code for a protein of 919 amino acids. Lineage: Eukaryota; Metazoa; Chordata; Aves; Charadriiformes; Charadriidae. Gene Ontology annotation, molecular function: glycosyltransferase activity. The record is from RefSeq and is a predicted model, not a curated record. Gene Ontology annotation, cellular component: membrane.
AUGACUGGAUAUACGAUGUUGCGGAAUGGGGGAGUGGGGAACGGAGGCCAGCCGUGGGUGUUGAGGUGGUCCAGUCGGAUCCGGCUCACCUGGCUUAGUUUCACCCUCUUCAUUAUCCUCGUCUUCUUUCCCCUCAUUGCCCACUACUACCUAACCACCAUCGAUGACGCGGACGAUGCCGGCAAGCGCAUCUUUGGCCCUCGGACCGGCAAUGAGCUGUGCGAGGUAAAGCAUGUGCAAGACCUGUGCCGCAUUCGCGAGUCAGUCAGCGAGGAGCUGCUCCAGCUGGAGGCCAAGCGGCAGGAGCUCAACAGCGAGAUUGCCAAGCUCAACUUGAAGAUCGAGGCCUGCAAAAAGAGCAUUGAAAAUGCCAAGCAGGACCUGCUGCAGCUGAAGAACGUCAUCAGCCAGACCGAGCAUUCCUACAAAGAGCUGAUGGCUCAGAACCAGCCCAAGCUCUCCUUGCCCAUCCGGCUCCUGCCAGACAAAGACGAUGCGACCUUCCCCUUGCCAAAAUCCAACCGGAACUGUAGGCUACACAACUGCUUUGACUACUCGCGCUGCCCGUUGACAUCUGGCUUUCCAGUCUAUGUCUACAACAGUGACGAUUACCCUUUUGGUAGUUCCUUAGACCCUUUAAUUAAACAAGCCUUUGAGGCGACUGUCAGAACUAAUGUUUAUGUUACUGAAAAUGCAAAUAUUGCUUGUGUGUAUAUAAUUUUAGUGGGGGAAAUGCAAGAGCCCGUAAUGCCAAAACCUGCUGAACUAGAGCAACAGUUGCACUCUUUGCCAUAUUGGAGGACUGAUGGACAUAACCAUCUCAUCAUCAAUUUAUCAAGGAAAUCGGAAACUCAGAACUUCAUUUACAACAUCAGCACAGGGCGCGCCAUGAUUGCCCAGUCCACCUUUUACGAUGUGCAGUAUCGACCGGGGUUUGAUAUUGUGGUAUCGCCUCUGGUCCACGCUAUGUCUGAGCCCAACUUCCUAGAAAUCCCACCCCAGGUGCCAGUCAAGCGUAAAUAUCUGUUCAGUUUCCAGGGGGAGAAGAUUGAGUCUCUCAGAUCUAGCUUACAAGAGGUUCGCUCUUUCGAAGAGGAAAUAGAAGGCAAUGCUCCAGCUGACUAUGACGAUCGGAUCAUCACCACCUUGAAGGCUGUUCAGGACAGCAAGUUGGACUUUGUUUUGGUGGAGUUCACGUGUAAGAACCAGCCUAAGGCGAGUCUGCCCACUGAGUGGGCUCUGUGUGGAGAAAGGGAUGACAGACUAGAGCUACUGAAGCUAUCUACUUUUGCACUGAUAAUCACCCCAGGGGACACCCGUUUAGUGAUCUCCGCUGGGUGUGCCAUGAGACUGUUUGAGGCUCUGGAAGUUGGAGCCAUCCCAGUGGUUCUUGGAGAGCAAGUUCAGCUACCCUAUAAUGAUGUGAUCCGGUGGAACGAGGCAGCCUUAAUCAUACCAAAGCCACGUAUCACAGAAGUGCACUUUCUUCUGAGAAGCAUUUCUGACAACGAUCUCCUUGCCAUGAGGAGGCAGGGCCGCUUCUUGUGGGAGACCUACUUCUCCACCUCUGACAACGUGUUCAGCACAGUCUUAGCUAUCAUAAGGACUCGAAUUCAAAUCCCGGCUGCUCCUAUCCGCGAAGAAACUGCCAUGGAGAUUCCCCACCGGUCUGGCAAAGCUGCUGGUACAGACCCCAAUAUGGCCGACAACGGUGACCUGGACUUGGGGCCUGUGGAAACAGAACCACCCUAUGCAUCUCCCAAAUAUCUCCGCAAUUUCACCCUCACUGCAAUGGACAUCUACAGGAACUGGAAUUCUGCUCCGGGGCCUUUCCACCUCUUCCCCUACACUCCCUUUGACCCUGUUUUACCGUCAGAAGCAAAAUUUUUGGGGUCUGGGACUGGAUUUCGACCAAUCGGUGGAGGAGCAGGUGGCUCUGGGAAGGAGUUCCAGGCUGCUUUGGGUGGCAACGUCCCCCGGGAGCAGUUCACAGUAGUGAUGUUGACUUACGAGCGGGAGGAAGUGUUGAUGAACUCCCUAGAAAGGCUCAAUGGUCUCCCAUACUUAAAUAAAGUUGUGGUAGUGUGGAACUCUCCCAAACUUCCCUCUGAGGAUCUCUUGUGGCCAGACAUUGGCGUCCCAAUCAUGGUUGUCCGCACAGAGAAAAACAGCCUGAACAACCGGUUCCUGCCGUGGGAUGAGAUCGAGACGGAGGCCAUCCUGUCCAUCGAUGAUGAUGCUCACCUUCGCCACGACGAGAUCAUGUUCGGGUUCCGUGUCUGGAGAGAGGCAAGGGACCGCAUCGUUGGCUUCCCGGGCCGCUACCAUGCGUGGGACAUCCCCCAUCAGUCCUGGCUCUACAACUCCAACUACUCUUGUGAGCUCUCUAUGGUGCUCACUGGUGCUGCCUUCUUCCAUAAGUAUUACGCCUACCUGUACUCCUACGUGAUGCCGCAAGCCAUCCGCGACAUGGUGGAUGAAUACAUCAACUGCGAGGACAUCGCCAUGAACUUCUUGGUCUCUCACCUGACGAGAAAGCCUCCCAUAAAGGUGACCUCCCGCUGGACUUUCCGCUGCCCCGGGUGCCCCCAGGCGCUUUCGCACGACGACUCUCACUUCCACGAGCGACACAAGUGCAUCAACUUCUUCGUCAAGGUGUACGGGUACAUGCCUCUCCUGUACACCCAGUUCCGCGUGGACUCGGUCCUUUUCAAGACCCGCCUGCCCCACGACAAGACAAAAUGCUUCAAGUUCAUCUAG